Messenger RNA from Onychostoma macrolepis, 777 nucleotides. RefSeq names its product small integral membrane protein 1 (gene smim1). Lineage: Eukaryota; Metazoa; Chordata; Actinopteri; Cypriniformes; Cyprinidae. The transcript is spliced from 3 exons. Bases 491 to 661 code for a protein of 56 amino acids. The record is from RefSeq and is a predicted model, not a curated record.
AUGCUGGUAGCAAGAAGACCAAGUAUCUCAAAUAAACUGUAUGACAACAGGUAAAAUAACUUAUUUUGGCGCGAAUAAAUGACACAUUUCUGAGCAAACUAUAGGUGAGAAAUAUAGACUAACAUUAACAGAACGGAACAAACUGUUAACUGACAUGUGUCCACUUCUUCAGGGAUUUCAUAAAAUAUAAUUUAUUUAUUUAUUUAAAGCUAUUCAUGAAAUUAUUAUUUAUUCACAUUUAGUCCUACAUAAUAAAAUCCUGUUUAACUCAGGGGACCCGACCAGCAGUUUAUUUUUAUUUAACUAGCACAGCAUGUAGUUCAGGGAUUUCAUUUAUGACAGGCUGUGAGCAAAGGUUUACCUGAAUGACCUCAUGGACCCGCUGAUCUUUAGAAAUGACAUACAUAAGAGUGUCAGAGGCUAAGGAUUUGAUUGACUUACCAGUUGAUGUCCUGAGAACAUCUGAUGAGAAGCAGAGACCUGAAAGGAAAUGGACAUGAACAUGCAAGUGCCUCAUUCACAGUCCAGACUGAUUGGUCUCUGUAACAGACUGUGCAUCGGACGGCUUGGCAUUGCAAUGAAAGUGACAGUGUCAAUGACUGUGAUGGUAGUUAUAUACAUUGUUGGAUACAUCACAGGAUUCUACGUUUACCGAUGCUGAAGAGGACACUAUAUUGACAGAACUGACUAUUUAAGGAACUGGCUGUUAUUUGAAACAUGAAUUAUGUCCAUCAAAGGAGUACCAAAAUGUGUUUUAAAAUUUAUUAUUUUUUUUGA